Messenger RNA from Myxocyprinus asiaticus (Chinese sucker), 1884 nucleotides. RefSeq names its product adiponectin-like. The transcript is spliced from 3 exons. The coding region runs from base 89 to 877 and encodes 262 amino acids. Lineage: Eukaryota; Metazoa; Chordata; Actinopteri; Cypriniformes; Catostomidae. The record is from RefSeq and is a predicted model, not a curated record. Gene Ontology annotation, molecular function: protein binding.
CAAGCUUCCAAAAACACAACAGGACAACAGCUCAAGCUAUCACUCUACACAAAGGAUUGUAAUGACACGCUUUGGAUAAACAGAUCACAUGGCUCUUGCAGUAAUAUCUAAAUGGAUAGCUGUGCUUUAUGUGGUAAUAAUGGCAGCCAGACUGGGCAUCUCUGAGAAGGAGGACAUGGAGCUAACUGAGCCAGACAGCAGGGAGCCCUGUGCCCGCUGGAUGAGGGGUGUUUCUGGCACCCCUGGGUUUGAUGGCAUCCCUGGGCGGGAUGGACGGGAUGGACGUGAGGGCAAGAAGGGAGAUAUUGGAGACCCAGGCACCAAAGGGCCGAAUGGAGAGCCUGGUGAGCUAGGAGCUGAGGGAUCUGCAGGGAAAAGAGGUUUUCCUGGAAACCCAGGUCUGAAAGGAGAGCGUGGAGAGAGUUCCUUCCCCUACCACUCAGCUUUUAGCAUGGGACUCACAGGGCAAAUCAGCUCCACCAGAGGAGGUCCCAUCCGCUUUACCAAGACCUUUUACAAUGAGCAGCACAACUAUGAUGUAAUAUCUGGAAAGUUUCGCUGCUCUAUUCCUGGGAUCUACUACUUCACGUAUCACCUUACCAUCAAUGGGAAGGAGACCAAGGUAGCCAUGUUCCAAAAUGGCCGGACUGUGACUUUCACACUUGACCAGUUCCACAAUGGAAAUCUGGAUCAGGCCUCAGGAGGGGCGAUUUUAAAUUUAGCAGCUGGAGAUGAGGUUUGGUUACAGCUGUAUGAUGAGGGUGCAGACAUAUUUGAUGCAGAGAUUUACGCUGAUAACAACAACGACUCCACUUUCACUGGCUUCCUUUUGACUCCUAAAAUCCUAAGCAGCCCAUUUGAUAACCGCAGACGCUGAAACAUACCUCUUGCUCUUGUCAAUUUAUAUCUGUAUCCAUAUCCUUAAAGGUUUAAUACAGCAAGCAAAGGUUAUUUACAGUGUGUUUAGGUUUUUUGUGCAGUCAUCACUUAAUGAAACAGCGUUUAAAUUAAACCAAUGCUGAAAAGAUCAGCACUGCUGAUCGCCAGCAUAUGUUGUGUUUUGGAAAUUCAUGCAGGUCUAAUCUGUUAUUAUCAAAGGGACACACCAUCUUUUUGAAAGUUGAAGUUAAGCUUAUGUUGUCUCUGUUUACAUCUUCUCUAUCCAUUAAUUACACUUUAAUUUCAGAUUCAAAGAUCAGAUGUUAUCACAGGGAGUCCUUGGGUUCAGUUGGCAGUCAAGACAUCUUACACCUAAGCCAACUGGCUUCCUCCCAGUACAGCAGUUGGUGUGCAGUUUAGCAUGCUUCAUCCUCUGAGAUAUUUAUAAUCAAUGGUCAAGGUCAGUCUAUAUACCAACACUCUCAGCAAUGACCUGAUAAUUAUGUUAUGUUAUUAUAUCAUCCUAUUGAAUGUUUGUAUUUAUUAAAAUGUAUUAAAAGUAUUCUUAGUCUAGUGGAGGUACAGUAUAUGUGUCACCACUUUCUAGGACUAUGCUAGAAGUUGGAAAACACACCAUUUUUAGGGUUUUAAAGGGGUAGUUCACCUAAAAAAUAAAAAUUCUGUCAUCAUUUACCCAACCAUAUGACUUUCUUUUUUCCAUAAAAACACAAAAAGAGAUGUUAGGCAGAAUGUUGUCUUAGUCAACUUUUAACUGUAUUGUAUGGGGGGGAGGAAAUCAAAUGAAAGUCAAUGGUGAAUAAGGCUAAUAUUUUGCCUAACAUCUCUGUUUGUGUUCCACAGAAGAAAAGUCAGUUUAGUGAUUUUAAGAAAUCAUGCAAAUUGAUUGUCACACUGACACAGACACAGUUAAGAUUGUGUUUAUAUGCUAAUUUGGUGCAGAAAAUGUCAUCAUGUUUUCACUGACAUUGUGAAUAAAGUUGAAAA